Messenger RNA from Durio zibethinus, 1667 nucleotides. RefSeq names its product plant cysteine oxidase 4-like. The record is from RefSeq and is a predicted model, not a curated record. Lineage: Eukaryota; Viridiplantae; Streptophyta; Magnoliopsida; Malvales; Malvaceae. Gene Ontology annotation, molecular function: oxidoreductase activity, acting on single donors with incorporation of molecular oxygen, incorporation of two atoms of oxygen.
AAAAUUGAAAAGGAAGGAAGAUACAUUGAAUUAGAGCUCGUGAGCAAAAUUUCUGACAUUUGCGGCCAAAUGGCACAAAAACAUCGUACACUCAAAAGAAUCAAACAUUCUAGGCAAAAACACAGCUGCAACAACAACAGUACUCAAGUACACAAGAACAACUUCAAAACAAACAUUGACGGCUUGGUUUGUUCUUAACUGCUGCCUUCUUCUCUCUUUCACUUUCUCAUGCUAAACCCAAACCCGAACCCCCAGGCCCUGGUGAAGGUGCAAUUUCUUGAGCUUGGAGAGGAAAGGAUUAAUUAACUACCAGUGCCUUGCAUAUAUAUAUAGCUGCCCUUUGGGUUCUCGUAGGACUGGAUUUUGUAAUUGGUGCAGGACAGGAAGUUGUUUUUGAAUGCUCUAUCAUAAAAUUGAGUAACCUGGACUGUUCUUAGGAGUUGGUUGUUUGAUUUCAUGUCAAAGUUUUUAGUUGUCUAGAAAUUGAAUUCUUUAAUCUUUCAAUCUGGUAAUCUAUUGGCUGGUUGAUUCAGAGUUUUGUUCCUCUGAUCUAAUCAUGCCAGUGGUUCAGAAACUGUAUGACACUUGCAAAGAAUCCUUCUCAACCAAUGGUCCUAUAUCAGAAGAAGCUCUGGAUAGUGUUUGUGCUAUUUUAGAUGAAUUGAAACCUUCCAAUGUGGGUCUCGAACAGGAGGCAAAACUAUCACGUGGAUGGAAUGUUUUGAUAAAUGGAAGCAACGGGAGAAAAGGGCAAAAUAGAAAUCAUCAGUAUCCACCUGCAGUAAAAUAUUUACACUUGCAUGAGUGUGACAGGUUUUCUAUAGGGAUCUUCUGUAUGUCACCUUCCUCUGUCAUACCACUUCAUAAUCAUCCUGGAAUGACUGUUCUGAGCAAGGUUCUGUAUGGUUCGCUUCAUGUGAAAUCAUAUGAUUGGCUUGAUUUGCCUGGUCAAGCUGAUUUUUCUCAAGCAAGACCUGCAAAACUUGUUAGAGAUUGUGAAGUGACUGCUCCCUCUGGAACAACAAUUCUUCAUCCGACUACUGGUGGCAACAUUCAUAGCUUCAAAGCUUUAACUCCAUGUGCACUGUUUGAUGUUCUUUCACCCCCUUACUCUUCAGAAGAUGGGCGUCACUGCUCUUAUUUUAGGAGAAUCCAUCAGAGAAAUGUGGAAGGUGUUGAUCAGUUGUGUGGUAUUAAUCCCUCUAAAGUGGCUUGGUUGGAAGAGAUUCAACCACCUGAAAGCUUUGUGGUCCGCAGGGGACAGUAUAGAGGCCCCAUUAUUAGACAAUAAAGUGAUUUUGGAGAGGACCAUACCAUUAGUCAUAUUGGCUCUAUAAAAUAAGAACCAUUUCACACAUUGUUGGAAUGUUAACUGUCAAUUCUGGUGGCAAUAAAUCUUGUCAUUAGCUAAUUGAGGAAUCUGUUUGUAUGUAUUAUACAAGUGUUUUAUAUGCCUGCUUAAUGGUGAAUGUCGAUAGAAAGAACAUGUUCUUCCUAAUAUCAGAGUUGUUGUCGAGAAUUUAUUGCUAAACAAUGCAUAUUAUUUUAUCUUUGCUUUAUGAAAUUUUCUCAUAGCUUUACUUUCUGGUUGGAUUGUUUUUCCUCUUCUUUAUCUUACAUUUUAUGGUAUAGGCAUGGAGGGUUGUUAUGUGAGUAGGUGUCAAGAA